AUGAGUAAAGAAGUACAUCUUCAAAAACUGAAUGUAGAACCUAAUGUGUCACCGAUACAGUGGCUUUGUGAACGUGGUGAUUUUGACAGCUGCGAAUACGAUUCUGCUGACGCAUCUAGUACAGACUCAGAAGUAAAAACUGGAAAAGAUGGGGGGGCGUAUUUGUCCGAAAGGCAAUGGAGCACAGUCAGGGAAGAUUAUUCCGAGGAUGGCAACUGCUGGGAAUACUUUCCCCAUGACCAUGCUAGGUCUCGGGUGUACCGCUGGGGUGAAGACGGGCUCAUGGGUAUCACAGAUCGACAGUGUCGGAUGUGCUUCGGUCUGGCCCUGUGGAACGGCAAGGACCCCAUUCUGAAGGAGAGGCUGUUUGGACUCACUAGCUCUCAGGGCAACCAUGGAGAAGAUGUGAAGGAGUUAUACUACUAUCUAGACAACAUGCCCACACAUGCCUACAUGAAGAUGCUGUACAAGUACCCCCAGGAUGAAUAUCCUUACUCCGAUCUGGUCCACAAGAACGCCUCUCGCACAGUCAAAGAUCCUGAGUAUGAACUCCUGGACACAGGUAUGUUUAACAAUAAUCGCUACUGGGACGUGUUAGCCGAGUAUUGCAAGGCUUCACCGAAUGACAUCCAGGGCAGAUUCACCAUCUUCAACAGGGGCUCCACAUCGGAGGUCAUCCACAUCCUCCCCACGCUCUGGUUCCGAAAUGUCUGGUCUUUUGGCAAGCACUGUGAUUCCUGGAUGGAGAAGAAGCCAUGCAUGUCUCAGGAGGAGCCUGGCAAAGUGCGGUGUGAACAUGGUACUCUAGGUACAUACUUCUUUGAGGUAGACAAGGAUCCAAGUGACGAAAUCCCUGAGAUUAUUUUCACAGAGAAUGAAACAAACAACCAGCGUAUCUUCAAAACUCCUAACACCAGUAGAUACGUCAAGGAUGCAUUUCACAACUACGUUAUUCACAAGGACAAGAAAGCUGUGAAUGAAGCAAAGAUAGGAACAAAGUGUGCUGCCCACUACUCUGUACGUGUCGAAGCUGGCGAACAUGUCACAUUCAGAAUGAGGCUGUACUGUCAGAACGAGGUUCCAGCUCACCCAAUCAGCCAUGACAGCUUCAACGAACUUUUCUGCACCAGGAUUAAAGAAGCUGAUGCAUUCUAUGAUGAUGUGAUCGUCAGCAAGAGCCCCGUCGAGAGGCUGAUAGCCCGGCAGGCGUACGCCGGCUUGUUGUACAGCAAACAGUUCUACUGCUACAUUGUGAAGGAAUGGCUGAAAGGUGACCACGGGUGUCCUUCCCCCCCAGCUGGACGACUGCAGGGUCGGAACCAUGAGUGGACGCAUCUCUUCAACAGGGAUGUUAUUGCCAUGCCGGACAAAUGGGAGUAUCCCUGGUAUGCUUCCUGGGAUCUUGCAUUUCACAUGAUAGCCUUUGCAAACAUCGACAUCAGCUUUGCCAAAGAACAACUGGUUCUAUUUCUCAGGGAAUGGUACAUGCAUCCAAAUGGCCAGAUACCAGCAUAUGAGUUUGCUCUAGAUGACGUCAACCCCCCUGUCCAUGCAUAUGCUGUGCUUCGGGUUUACAAGAAAUCAGGGCCCAGGGGUCAGCGUGACCUAACAUUCCUGGCGCGAUGCUUCCACAAGCUCGUCAUUAACUUCACAUGGUGGGUGAAUCGGAAGGACCCGAGUGGCAAUAAUAUCUUUACUGGUGGCUUCCUCGGUCUGGACAACAUCGGUGUGUUUGACAGAUCGAAGCCUCUACCUACAGGAGGGGUACUGGCCCAGGCGGAUGCGACUGCGUGGAUGGGGUUCUUCAGUAUCAUCAUGAUGCAGAUCAGCCUCAUCCUGGCCAACAGGGACUCCAUCUACGACGACAUGGCCAGCAAGUUCUUUGAACACUUUGUUUCCAUAGUAGAUGCUAUGAACAAGGCCGGUACAGGAGAAGGUUUAUGGAAUGAAAGAGAUGGCUUUUACUACGACCACAUCCAUGCCCAGGAAGUGGUGCCGAUGCGUAUUCGCUCCGUGGUGGGAAUGAUCCCAUUGUUCACAUGCUUCGUGCUUGAUGAGAACAUAAGGAAGAGGCACCCGGGAUUCAGCAAACGCACCAAGUGGUUCAUGGAUCACAGAAAGGAUCUCUCUUCUCGCAUCUCCUUCAUGGUCAAAGGGGAACAAGAGGAGGUGUACAUGUUGUCCAUGGUCACUCGGAAACAGAUCUCAAAGAUGCUCGAGUACAUUCUGGAUGAAGACGAGUUCCUCUCACCAUAUGGCAUCCGUUCUCUCUCCAAAUAUCACAAAGACAACCCAUUCACAUUCUCUGCUGGCCAUGAAUCAUUCUGUGUUGACUACGAGCCGGGAGAAUCUACUACCAACAUGUUUGGGGGAAACAGCAAUUGGAGGGGUCCAAUAUGGCUUCCAAUGAACUACAUUUUGAUCGAGACCUUGCACCGGUAUGACUACUUCUUCGGUGACACCCUGCAGGUGGAGUGUCCCACACGAUCAGGGCGGUACAUGAGACUCAGUGAUGUGGCACGCGAACUGUCAGGGAGAAUAUCCCGACUCUUCGUCCCUGAUCUCUAUGGCAACAGAGCAUCUCAUGGUGAAGAGGAGCGGUAUGCCAAAGAUCCUUACUUCAAGGACCUGUUGCUUUUCUAUGAAUACUUCCAUGGUGAUACUGGGAAAGGUUUAGGUGCAAGCCAUCAGACUGGUUGGACAGCCCUGAUUGUGGACUUAAUGGAAGGCUCCCAUAAAACCGCCGGAAAAUCCGACAGCUCCAGUUCCCUUUCUGGCAACAGUGUCUACUAGUGGACGACAUCAAACUAAUACAGUAUUAUGAAGUACAACGUUUCAGAAUGUAACAUAUGCGUACCAUCUUAACAUUCAUUAUUGCAAGGGAAGUUCAGGAACUUAUUGAUCUCAUCAGAUUUAUUUUUGUUCUGACAUCAAACUUAGUCAAUUCUGUGCUGUCUUAAUCCAAAAAGUACAACAUUCACUAAUAGCUCAUGUGACUGAAACUGAGCUUUAUGUUGUGUCACGUCCUGGGUGCCGUUGUACAAAGCAACCUUAGCGGUAAGAUGAUCGUAACUCCCAUACCUUAAUAUAGCGCUACGCCAGUCGUAAGAAUAAGGUUGCUUUGUACAACGGCACCCAGGUCCCUUGUUUAUCAUUCGCACAUUUUUUAUAUCUCUAACUACUAAGGCUGUAGCAUGAAGUUUUAAUCUUUGUAGGAAUGAUCCCAGCUAUAUGUAAAAUGUGCUUAAAGAAUUCCAGUCUGACAAUGUGGCCACCAUCAGUUGAU
This is a messenger RNA of Haliotis rubra (blacklip abalone), 3286 nucleotides long. RefSeq lists its product as uncharacterized. Gene Ontology annotation, biological process: oligosaccharide metabolic process; protein N-linked glycosylation. NCBI's taxonomy places the organism in Eukaryota, Metazoa, Mollusca, Gastropoda, Lepetellida, Haliotidae. Gene Ontology annotation, molecular function: Glc3Man9GlcNAc2 oligosaccharide glucosidase activity. The coding region runs from base 1 to 2793 and encodes 930 amino acids. The transcript is spliced from 19 exons. Gene Ontology annotation, cellular component: endoplasmic reticulum membrane. The record is from RefSeq and is a predicted model, not a curated record.